ACUUGAUUCAUCUCGUUAUGUAAAACACAAUGAUUUGCUUUACUAUAAGUAUAAUUCUGUGGGUAAAGAUGCAAAAUUACUUUGUUAUAUACCAAAAGGACAUCGUCUUAGUUUAUUACGUAUAUUUCACGAUGAACAUCAGCAUAUCGGUGUUGAUAAAACUGUCGAUUUAAUCUUAAAACAUUUUUGGUUCCCAGGGUUGAGAUCUUUUGUUCAAAAGUAUAUUAGACAUUGUAUUGUAUGUUUAUCUUACAAAAAAUGUGCUAGACAACCCUUACAGCCAAUCGAAUCGUGGAGUAAGCCCAAUGUACCGUUUGAAACAUUGCAUAGUGACGUUUUAGGGCCAUUGCCAGUUUCGAAUGGCUAUAAGUUUGUUAUUAUUAUUAUAGAUGCGUUUACAAAAUAUUGCCUUUUGUACCCAAUUGCUAAACAAGAUUGUAUUGAACUUAAAAGAGUUUUUCAAAAUGCCAUGUCAUUAUUUGGAUCACCUAAAUUAAUUGUAGCUGAUAGAGGCAGAAUGUAUGAACAUACUGUAUUUGUUCAAUGGGUCUCAGAAAUGGGUAGUGAUUUGUAUUUGAUUACACCUGAAAUGCACCAAAGUAAUGGACAAGUAGAACGCUAUUGUAGAACCAUUUUGAAUAUGAUUAGAAUAGAAAGUAAUUUUAAACAAGAAAAAUGGUCCGAUGUUUUAUGGAAAUUACAACUUACAUUAAAUAUUUCAAUACAAAAAUCAACUAAAUGCUCUCCUUUAAAUCUGUUAAUAGGUACCGAGGCCACAACACCAGUGCUACGUUCCAUUGUGCGAGACAUAGCGCUUGAAGGGACAAGCCCUAAUCGUGAGUCGUUGCGUGAAUUGGCCCGACAACAAGCCAGUGAAUCUCUGGAAAGUAAUAGAAUCCUCCAGGAUUACCGCACAAACAAGACUCGAGUUGCGCCUCGUACGUUUAAGAUCGGUGACACUGUAUUUGUGUUGAAGACCUGUCAAUCGACAGGCAAACUGGAUGGUGGCAUGCGGGGUCCAUAUAAAGUGGAAAAAGUUUUACCUCAUGGGAGGUAUGAGUUGAAAUUGCUAGCCGGCUCGUAUGGUAAAACCACGCAAGCUGCAGCUGAAUACAUGAUUAUGUGGCAUGGAGAAUGGACCCCUGAUACUUGUACAUCAUUCUUCGAAACUGAGAAUGAGGAGUUCGUAGAUCAAAUGCCAGAUCCACCAAACGAUGUGCCAUAUCAAACGGGCGAGGGCGCGCCGUCGUCAGGAUAGGCCGUGUUAGCGACAAAAAUAUCACCGGUGUUGUGGUCACGUGUCCUACUGUUAUAAAGCUAUAAAA
This is a messenger RNA of Vanessa tameamea, 1325 nucleotides long. RefSeq lists its product as uncharacterized. NCBI's taxonomy places the organism in Eukaryota, Metazoa, Arthropoda, Insecta, Lepidoptera, Nymphalidae. Gene Ontology annotation, biological process: DNA integration. Gene Ontology annotation, molecular function: nucleic acid binding. The record is from RefSeq and is a predicted model, not a curated record. The transcript has 2 exons. The coding region runs from base 470 to 1258 and encodes 262 amino acids.